Molecule: messenger RNA, 2115 nt
Organism: Zerene cesonia (dogface butterfly)
Lineage: Eukaryota; Metazoa; Arthropoda; Insecta; Lepidoptera; Pieridae
Product: pancreatic triacylglycerol lipase-like
Exons: 11
Coding region: 390-1973 (527 amino acids)
Biological process (GO): lipid metabolic process
Molecular function (GO): triacylglycerol lipase activity
Source: RefSeq, a predicted model, not a curated record
GCCCGUGGUGUAUCUGCACUAAUAAUAUUUAAUUACUCGAGUGCUUCACAAACUAACAGACCUCUCGUGCGUCAAUCAUAUUUAACAAAUAACCGCUCAUUGAUAACGUCGUAACCUCUGUUAUCGGCAUAUCCCGGAACGUCUGCGAACUAGAAGCAAUACGGAUCUAUUAGGUAACAAUGUCCAAGCAGAUGAGUCUAGUGCAUUUAUGAUUCUAUAUAAACAAGGAGCGUCUUGAAAACAUUUCAUUACGCUGACAAACGGACGUUUAAUAAGAGCGUUAUUCGAUACUCGUUGGGACACUGAUCGCAUUACAUUGAACGUUUCGCUAUCGUCCAUAGUGACACGUGCUUCGCCAUUCGACGAAAGUUCGAUCGUGAAAUUUGAAAAUGUAUAACAGAACAAGUGCAACAUUGAUGCUCCAAACUAUAAUGGUCUUAAUGGACAAGCAGAAUUCGACAGAUGUUACAAACUUCCCGAGCUCCUUCUACGAGGAUGCGGAGAUAGAACGAUGCUACAAUGUAUACGGAUGUUUCUCGAAAGCCUAUCCCUGGACGGAGCACCGCCCUGAUAAUUAUUUUCCUGCCCCGCCGGAAUCUUUAGGAGUCAGGUACGCUGUUUUUACAAGGCGAAAUAGAAAAUUACCAGUUCUAUUACAGGCUACAGAUGUAGAAAAAGUCCGAAAUGCGAAUAUUGAUUCAAGAGGACCUUUUUAUUUCAUUUCUCAUGGGUUCCUCGAUGGAGGUCAUAAACUGUGGAUACAAAAUAUGGCGGAUGCUCUUCUGAAUUUAGAAGGUAAUGAAGCGGCAACAGUUACUAUAGUGGAUUGGCGUCGUGGUUCCCAACCCCCGUACGGACAAGCCGUGGCCAACAUACGACUUGUGGGGGUGAUGACGGCACAUCUUAUGCAUACUUUUUAUAACGAGCUGGGAUUAUCGAACUUAAACAAUUUUCACUUUAUUGGUCAUUCCCUCGGUUCGCAUUUAGCAGGCUAUUGUGGCCACUCUCUACAAAAAAAAUUUAAUCUCAAAUUGGGACGGAUAACGGGUUUAGACCCAGCGGCCCCAUAUUUCAGUAACACCGUUACUUUAGUACGGCUGGACAGAUCUGAUGCUGAAUAUGUCGAUAUUAUCCAUAGUAAUGCGAUGCCGCUGUAUUUUUCAGGUUUCGGAAUGUCAGAACCAAUAGGUCACGUAGAUUUCUAUCCCAACGGUGGAUCCACACAACCGGGCUGCAAAUCUGAAGGUGCGCCGAACCAGCGCAGCGGGAGCGAUAUGUAUCAGCAAGUUGCGAAAUUUGUUGCCUGUGAUCACGAGAGGAGUUAUGAUUUCUUCACUGAGAGCAUUGCUCCGCGCUGCCCGUUUAUGGCUAUUCAAUGUAAAUCGUACGAGGCAUUCUUAGCUGGUAACUGCACAACAUGUGACAAUAAACACGUAUGCAUACCUGUGGGCUUCCAUUCCCAAAAUGUGUAUAAGCGGCUACAAAUGGGCGGGCUAGUCGAUUCCAAUUCUAACGUUGCCCUUUAUGCCCUAACUGGCAACACAAAGCCAUAUUGCAGAGUACACUAUGAAGUGAGAGUGAAAGUGUCGAAUUCAACUGAAAGUAAUAUUCACGGCCCCGAUGUUGGCAAAGUAUCAAUAACAUUAGUAGACAGAAAUAAUAAUAAGAGCGAUCAUAAAUUCCUGAACGAUGAGCAAAAAUAUUACCGGCCUGGUGAUAUGCAUACUAAAUUAAUAGCGUUCAAGGAUACAGGUCAUCCGCCCUUAUCUGUUAUCGUAGAAUGGAAGUAUGAAACCAAUUUAUUAAAUCCAAUGACAUGGAGAUUACUAAAAUCUUCAAGUCUCUACAUUGAAUACAUAAAAAUAUCAUCAAUCGAAUAUAAUUCUGACAUAACUGUUUGCCCCAAACAAAAGAAACCAGUAGUUGCCAAUUUGCCAACGAUUAUGAAAACUAAAUACUGCAUCCGGACAUAGCCUUAUAGGAAAAGAAUGAAUGAAUGACCUAUAAGAGUAAUGAAAAUUCGUCUCCAAAAAGUAUUGCCAUAGUAUUUCACUUUUUAAGUAAUAUUAAGUAUAUUCUUUAUAUUAAAUACGUCUAUAUUAUUCACAUUUGUUU